This is a messenger RNA of Zea mays, 1226 nucleotides long. Its product is annotated as pyrrolidone carboxyl peptidase. Gene Ontology annotation, molecular function: pyroglutamyl-peptidase activity. NCBI's taxonomy places the organism in Eukaryota, Viridiplantae, Streptophyta, Magnoliopsida, Poales, Poaceae. Gene Ontology annotation, cellular component: cytosol. The record is from RefSeq and is marked provisional. Gene Ontology annotation, biological process: proteolysis.
CGCCUGGGCCGGCUGCAUCUUUCUCCUCCCACCAUCACCUCCUCCACCUCCUCCUCUUUAUCCAUCUGCCAGGGCGCACGAGGAGAACGGCGGCGUCUGAGAUCGCGAGGCCGAGGCUUGUCCCGUCCCCGCUCCGCUCCUCCCACCCACGGUUUCUGGAGGACAAUUCUUCGCUGUCUAGCCUUCCUCAAAAGUAAAAAGGGUAAAUGGGAUCAGAAGGGCCUUCAGUUGUCACUGUCCAUGUUACUGGAUUUAAGAAGUUCCAUGGGGUUGCUGAGAACCCAACCGAGAAAAUUGUGACCAAUCUUAAAUCUUUCUUGGAAAAGCGAGGGUUGCCAAAAAAUCUUGUCCUCGGAAGCUGCACAGUUCUCGAAACAGCAGGGGAAGGGGCACUUGCCACAUUAUAUAAGGUUUUAGAGUCUGCUGUUGCAGACAGAGGAACUGGGUCCUCGGCACAGGGACAAGUAAUUUGGAUCCACUUUGGGGUCAACAGUGGCGCAAUAAGGUUUGCCCUUGAGAACCAAGCUGUUAAUGAGGCUACCUUCCGGUGUCCAGAUGAGCUAGGAUGGAAACCACAGAGGGUCCCUAUUGUGCCCUCUGAUGGAAGCAUCUCACGGACGAGAGAGACUACCCUGCCAGUCAAUGAAUUAACCAAGUCACUCCGGAAGAUAGGCUACGACGUGGUGCCCUCCGGCGACGCCGGUCGGUUUGUAUGCAACUACGUGUACUACCACUCUCUUCGGUUCGCGGAGCAACACGGCAUCAAAUCCCUGUUCGUGCAUGUUCCCCUCUUCUUGACGAUCGACGAGGAGGUCCAGAUGCACUUCGUCGCUUCCCUCCUUGAAGUCAUCGCUUUCUCAUCCAACUAGGAACAGCAGUUGGAAGAUCAGCGUCUGGAUUCCUAUCUCAAGGAUGGAUGUAAAGCUGGAAUGCUGCAUGUAGGCUGAAUAAGGUGGUGUGGUCAUUGGCGAUAGAUGUUAAUCUUGCUCCACAGGUUGUGUUUGGGAAUCGGGAGGGAAAAAAAGAGAGGUCAUUGGCGAUAGAUGAUGAUCUUGCUCCAGAGGGUGUGUUUGGGAAUUGGGAGGGGGGGAAAAGAGGAAAUUGCUGCAUAGAGUCAGACGGUGUAUCAGCUUGUACGCCAUCAAUCAAGUGCUGUAAACAUGCCUGGGAAAUAAUUGGGGACCUGGAUUUGAAUAAGAUUUGAGUUGUUGGGGGCGGACGCGCUA